Molecule: messenger RNA, 1599 nt
Organism: Dothidotthia symphoricarpi CBS 119687
Lineage: Eukaryota; Fungi; Ascomycota; Dothideomycetes; Pleosporales; Dothidotthiaceae
Product: amidase
Exons: 6
Coding region: 1-1599 (532 amino acids)
Source: RefSeq, a predicted model, not a curated record
AUGACAGUCCCGGAUCCUGAGUGGCUGCAAACAGCCACCAAGAAACGCCAGCUACGCGACCAAGCCAUUCAAACCUUCGCUGAGACUCUCCAAACUCCAAGCAAGCUGCCGCUUGACGGAUCUGGCACUUUCAAUGAUCAAUCGCGGCUCUCCGCGGGCGCCAUCCCGCAGACGAUCUCUUCGGGCGUUUUUAAUGCGUCCACAAUUCUCGAAUAUCACAUCCGGCGCUUAACGGAAAUUCUGUUCGACGAUGCAACUAAGCAAGCCAAUGAGCUCGACAAGUUCUUCAAAACUCAUGGCCGCCUCGUGGGACCCCUACAUGGCAUUCCUAUGACUGUCAAAGAUCAAUUCGACAUCGCGGGAUAUGACAGCACAUUGGGAUAUGUUGGGCGUGCAUUCAAGCCAGCGGCACAGGACUGUGUCCUGGUCGCGAUGCUGAAACAGAUGGGAGCGGUGAUUUUCGCCAAGACCAAUCUACCGCAGAGUAUCAUGUGGUGCGAAACCGAGAACCCAUUAUGGGGGCUCACGACCCACCCAAAGAACCCUGACUUUACUCCAGGCGGCUCGACUGGCGGAGAAGGAACACUCCUAUCGCUCGGAGGCACUGCUGUCGGAUGGGGCACAGAUAUAGGUGGAAGCAUUCGCAUUCCUUCUCAUAUGAAUGGUCUGUACGGCUUCAAACCUAGUAGUUCUCGCUUACCAUACCACGGUGUUGCUGUCUCCACCGAAGGCCAGGAGCAUGUACCGUCGGUGAUUGGACCUAUGAGUCGUGACAUGGAGUCGCUGAUUGUUGCUACCCAAGCCGUUAUUGAUGGAGCCCCGUGGAACUUGGACCCCAAAUGCUGCCCUGUGCCAUGGCGUUCCACAAUCUUCGAAGGCGUGCAAUCUCGGCCCUUGGUCAUUGCUGUCAUGCGAGAUGAUGGAGUCGUCAGGCCGCAUCCGCCUGUGACACGCGUAUUGGAGGAGGUCGUGGCGAAAUUGAAGCAGGCUGGACAUGAAAUUGUGCCAUGGACGCCCGGAAGUUUGCACCAAGAAUGCAUCGACAUCAUGGAUCAAUACUACACAGCUGAUGGAGGCGAAGACAUCCGAAGGGAUAUGGAAGAAGGCGGUGAACCUUACAUCCCACACGUCGAGGCCCUCGUCAACAGGGGCAAGCCUAUCUCUGUUUACUCCUACUGGCAGCUCAAUAGGCAAAAGCUUGCUGCGCAGAAGCGAUUCCUCGACCUUUGGAAUUCGACAAAAUCUCCAGAAUCCGGCAAGCAGAUCGAUAUUAUGCUGGCACCUGUCAUGCCUCAUUCUGCAGUUCCACACCGCACGUGCCGAUGGGUCGGAUACACAAAGAUCUUCAACUUCGUAGAUUACCCCUCUGUAGUUUUACCUGCUGGUCAAGUCUCGAAGGAGCUCGACACUGCAGCUGCCGGGCAGAUGGGUACCUACCAACCCCGGAAUCCAUUAGACGAGUGGAACUGGAACUUAUUCGAUGUCGAUUCGAUGGAUGGCAUGCCGAUUGGUGUGCAAGUGAUCACAUGCCGACUACAAGAGGAAAAGGCGCUUGGAGCAGCAAAGUCUAUUGACAAAAUACUGCGUGGCUUGACGUAG